Messenger RNA from Anthonomus grandis grandis, 1753 nucleotides. RefSeq names its product PRKCA-binding protein (gene PICK1). The coding region runs from base 223 to 1674 and encodes 483 amino acids. The transcript is spliced from 8 exons. Gene Ontology annotation, molecular function: protein domain specific binding; protein kinase C binding; phospholipid binding. NCBI's taxonomy places the organism in Eukaryota, Metazoa, Arthropoda, Insecta, Coleoptera, Curculionidae. The record is from RefSeq and is a predicted model, not a curated record. Gene Ontology annotation, cellular component: trans-Golgi network membrane; postsynaptic density; postsynaptic early endosome. Gene Ontology annotation, biological process: intracellular protein transport; positive regulation of receptor internalization; dendritic spine maintenance.
ACGGUUGUAGUGUCAAAUCCAUUAAUAUUUUUGGUGCGAGCGUAUUUUUUUACUCCUACAGCCUAGUUUCAUGCUAGAAAAUAGGUAUCGUAGGCUAGAAAAUAUAGAAAAAUAGUAAGGAGGCAUGUUCGACUUAGAGUAUGAUUACUUUUUAGAGGAAGACAAAAUUGCACGCAAGUAGAUCAGAAAAUUUUAGUUUGCUCAAUUUAUCUACUGUCUGACAUGGCAUAUCCUCCUUACACGCAUGGCUCCCUCUAUUACAGGCACGUGUAUUACACCUAUAGGGACUUUGAAGACAAAAUGGGUAUGACUGUCACUUCAGGCAGCGUAACCGUGAAAAAAGAUGAAAACAACCUUAUAGGUAUAAGCAUAGGUGGAGGAGCACCACACUGUCCUUGUCUUUACAUAGUCCAAAUAUUUGACAACACCGCGGCUAGUAGAGAUGGAACCCUUCAAUCAGGUGACGAAUUGGUCUCCGUCAAUGGUCAACCCGUUAAAGGAAAAACUAAAGUUGAGGUGGCCAAGAUGAUCCAAGCUGCAAAAGAGGAGGUGGUGAUUAAUUAUAAUAAGUUACAUGCCGAUCCUCAACAAGGAAAAAGUUUAGAUAUUGUUUUGAAGAAAAUGAAACAUCGACUCGUAGAGAAUAUGAGUUUUUCCACUGCUGACGCUUUAGGUUUAUCAAGAGCAAUUUUGUGCAAUGAUACUUUAGUCAAAAAGAUGCAAGAACUUCAAGACACGGAACUUAUGUACAGGGGACUCGUUGAUCAUUGCAAAAGGGUAUUACAUGCUCAUGUGGAACUUCUUCAAACAAUAAAAGCAAUGGGAGAUGUAUUUGCAUCAUUGGCUGUAAGAGAACCACAACCUAGAGCAAGUGAGGCAUUCCGACUUUUUGGGGAACAACAUAGAAAUAUGGAAAAGGCAGGGAUUGAUAUGAUUAAAAAAGCGAAACCGGUUUUAUCAGAUAUGGGCACCUAUCUCCACAAAGCUAUUCCUGACACAAGACUUACAGUGAAGAAGUAUGCAGACGCGAAAUUUGAAUAUUUAGCAUAUUGUUUAAAAGUAAAAGAAAUGGAUGAUGAAGAGUGCGGAUACGCUGCCUUACAGGAACCUAUUUAUAGAGUUGAAACAGGAAACUACGAAUACAGGUUAAUUUUACGAUGUCGACAGUUAGCAAGAACGCGCUUCGCGAAGCUCCGUGCAGACGUCUUAGUAAAAAUGGAGCUUUUAGACAGCAAACACGUCCAGCAACUUGGAGGACAACUCGUCCGUAUAGUAAAAGCCCUUAGCGAAAUGCAUGAGCAGCAUCUAGCCGCCGUAUCAGGACCUGCUCUCUUUCCUGUAGAAGUAGAUCUGUCCAAUAGUGCUUUUCAAUAUAAGAGUACCAUGCCUGUAGUACCUGUUUUUAAUGAAGGUGACGAUUUGGAAAUCGAUUCAUCAGCCGAAGAAAUCAGCGAAGCAAUUUUGAACAGAUCAAUAUCAAAAGAAAAUGAGACUAAUGGUAGUGAAGAUCUCAGUCCUUUGUUGCCAGGCUUAUCAAUGACAGAUGACGUUGAAAAGGAACCAAACUAUGAUGCCAUGGAUAAUCUGACAUUAUUGUCUACUUUAUGUUUGGAAGAGAGUCCUAGAAAAACCACUAAUAUUGCAGAGGGAGAAUUAUUGCCAAUGUUAGAGUAGUUUUAUGUUAAAUUUAAAUUUUAGGAAAUUGGUGUAUAUUUUAUUAUGAAAUAAAAUCUUGAAAAAAAUGGUUUAAUAA